AUGACCUCCAUUCAGAACGUCGCUAUCAUCGGUGCUGGCCUUUCAGGUCUCACUCUUGCCCUCGCAUUACACAAGCAGUCCAUCCGCUGCACUAUCUACGAAGCGCGACCCGCGCCCCUCGACAUCGGCGGCGCCAUCAUGCUGUCUCCCAACGCCCUCCGCAUCCUCGAUACCAUAGGCGUCUACGAGCGCAUUCACCCACAUGGUUACAAUUUUGACGAGCUACAUUUCCGCUCUGCUAGCAAUGAGCCCAUCGAUGUCUAUGAAUUCGGCAAUGCCGAGAAAUACAGCUACCGUGGCAUGCGCAUCUACCGCCACGUCCUCAUCUCGCAGCUCUCGGCGCUCGCCGAGGAAUCUAACAUCCCAAUUCAAUACAACCGAAAAUUCUCGCGUAUCGUCUCCGAGACACCCACUGAUGUCACUUGGCAAUUCGCCGACGGAGCCGCUGAAAAAGCAACAUGCCUCGUGGGAGCAGAUGGCAUCCACUCGCGCGUCCGCAAGUACCUCUACCCGGAGCUAGAGCCCAAGUUCACCAACAUGAUGGGGGUGACGGCCGCUGUGCCGACGGCGAAUCUGAAGGUCCCCGAGGGAUACGAGUUACCCGUGACGAUCAUAAACCCGCAGCAUGGAGCGUUCGUCAUAGCCCCGCAACAGCAAGACGGGUCGGAGGUGUUGAUAGGGCGACAGAAGCGUGCGCCGGAGCUAGAUCGUACGGGUUGGACCGCCCUCAUGAACGACACGAACUGGUGCGUGGACUUUCUGCGUGAAGCGGCGGAUGACUUUCCCCAGAUUGUACGAAACGCGGUGUCGGAUAUCUCACCCGACAAAAUCAACCUGUGGCCGUUCUACGUGGUGCCGAAGCUGGAGAGGUGGAAUUCGAAACACUCUCGCGUGGUUAUCCUGGGUGAUGCGGCACAUGCGAUCGCGCCGACUUCGGGACAGGGCGUCAAUCAGGCUUUUGAGGAUGUGUAUACGUACUCGUUGAUACUGGCUAGGGCUGGGGAAUCUCAACUUGAUAGGGCGUUGCAGGCGUGGCAGCGUGGUCGACAGGAGCGGGUUGAUAAGGUCCUGGAACUCAAUGCACAAAUCGACAAGCGGAGGAUGCCGAAGCAGGGGGAUCAGGAUGAUGUGGAAAUGAGCGAGAAGUUUGAUUUGGAGUGGCUGUAUCGACCUGAGUUUGAGGCAAUGGUUGAGGGAUGGCUUCGCACGGAGGGCUUAGAGUAA
This is a messenger RNA of Aspergillus affinis, 1224 nucleotides long. RefSeq names its product FAD-dependent oxidoreductase. Lineage: Eukaryota; Fungi; Ascomycota; Eurotiomycetes; Eurotiales; Aspergillaceae. Gene Ontology annotation, molecular function: FAD binding. Bases 1 to 1224 code for a protein of 407 amino acids. The transcript has a single exon. The record is from RefSeq and is a predicted model, not a curated record. Gene Ontology annotation, biological process: secondary metabolite biosynthetic process.